UGCACCAACCGGGGGCUGCGGGUGGUGCCAAAGGCUGCUGACCCCCAGGGCAUCCUGACCUACAGCCUAGGGGGCAACUUCAUCGCCAACAUCUCCGCCUUCGACUUCCACCGCCUGGCAGUGCUGCAGCGCCUGGACCUGCAGUACAACCGCAUCCGCUGGCUGCACCCCAAAGCCUUUGAGCGCCUGGUGCUGCUGGAGGAGCUCUACCUGGGCAACAACCGGCUGGUGGCACUGGCACCCGGCACCCUGCGCUCGCUGGCCAAGCUGCGCAUCCUCUAUGUGAAUGCUAAUGAGAUCAGCCGCCUGAGUUCUACCACCUUCACUGGUCUGGGCAGCCUGGUCAAGCUGCGGCUGGAUGGCAAUGUGCUGGGAUCACUGGGUGAAGCCACCUUCUCGGGGCUGCCCAACCUACUCUACCUUCACUUGGAAUCCAACCAUAUACGGUGGCUGAGUCGUGGAACCUUUGUUGGCCUCACCAAGCUGCGCUUCCUCGACCUGUCCAGCAACCAACAGAGCUCACUGCGUUACCCAGACACAUUUGGGCCACUGCGUUCACUCAGUACCUUGCUUCUCUCCAGCAACAACCUGCAGCAGCUAGGUGGGGGCCUCUUUCAGCAUUUGCCAGGCCUUGCCAAGCUCUCACUCAGCAGCAAUCGGCUAGUUCAGCUGGCGCCAGAUGCCUUUGCUGGGCUGGGGCUACUGAAGGAGCUGCAGCUGGAUGGGAACUUGCUGAGCCACCUGCCUGCCACCUUGUUGGAGCCGCUGCACAGUCUGGAGGUGCUGGACCUGAGCCGCAACGUGCUGGCUGCUCUGCAUCCUGCUGCCUUUGGCCACCUGCCCAAGCUGCGUGAGCUCAGUUUGCGUGACAAUGCUCUGGCUGCACUGCCUGGGGAGCUCUUCACCUCAAGCCUGGCUCUCCAGCGCCUGGAGCUGGAUGGCAAUGCCUGGAGAUGCGACUGCCACCUGUGGGGCCUGAAGCACUGGCUGGGCACCUGGCACUCACAGGGCCGACUGCUCACCGUCUUUGUGCAGUGCCGCUUGCCACCUGCCCUGGCUGGCAAGUACCUUGAUUACCUUCAGGAUGCGCAGCUGCUGCCACCUGAUGGCACCACCUGCCAUGACUGGGCUUCCCUGUCUCCCUCCCUGCCACCUGCAAUAGGGCAGUGGCCCAGGGAGCAACAGUGGCAGCCGAUCACAGUCCCUGAGAGGUUCAGGGGCAACAGCAGUCACAGCCCAGUUCGAUUGGGACCCGACUCCCUGCCCUCCGCCUCCACCAUGCAUUUUCUGGAUACUCAGGAGGGGCCUGCACCAGCCCGAGGCAGUGGGAGAGCCAAGCCCACCCCUACAGCCUCCCUAACCAAUCUGCUGGACGGCUCCAAACCACACCAUCCUCUGGCUGGCCUUGAAACAGUGAGCACCAGCUCAGUGACUGUGCAUUGGGGAGUUCGGCCCCACCGCAGUCCCCGCCUGCUGGGACCUGUGCGCUUCAGGCUUCUUUUUGACCGCUUUGGGGCCACUGUCAAGUUCCAGCGCUUCGUGUACUUGGCAGAACAUAGCGCACCAUCUGCCACUUUGCAGGAGCUGCACCCUGAUACCCCUUAUCUGGUACAGGUUUACCUUUCACCGGUCAAACAAAUAACCCAGAUUGCUGAUAUGAUACAAGAAGUAUGUUUGAAGUUUAUUGAACGCUGA
This is a messenger RNA of Pelodiscus sinensis (Chinese soft-shelled turtle), 1695 nucleotides long. The record is from RefSeq and is a predicted model, not a curated record. Lineage: Eukaryota; Metazoa; Chordata; Testudines; Trionychidae.